AUGGCUGCCCGACUUUCAGCGCCAAGCAUGAUUUGCUGCGGCUUCCAGCCCGGCGCGUCGGUCAAGUCGCUGACGGCGUGCCUGGCAGGUCUCGGCGUGCGACAGCAAACCCGCCGAGCAUCCAUCCUCAGCAACCUCGCCAACAACAAGGGCGCCCUCCACCCCAAAAAGCGAAUCGGUCGGGGGCCGUCUUCCGGCCACGGCAAGACGUCGGGACGCGGCCACAAGGGCCAGGGGCAGCACGGGAAAGUGAAGGCCUGGUUCCAGGGCGGGCAGACGCCGCUGAUGGUGAAGCAUGGCCGGAUGGGCUUCACGAACCUCCGCGCCGCCAAAAUGUCCGAGGUGAACCUCGACCAGAUGCAGCAGUGGAUCGACCAGGGACGGCUGGACGCGACGAGGCCGAUCACGCCCAAGGAGCUCAUCCAGAGCGGGCUGGUGGGCAGCGUCAAGGACGGGGUCAAGGUGCUCGCGCGCGGGAAGGGGUGCCUGAAGCAGCCGGUGGACGUGGUGGUUUCGCGGGCCUCGGCCGGGGCGAUUGCGGCCAUCGAGGCGGCCGGCGGGAGGGUCCUCACGAGGUACUACACCAAGCUGGCGAUUCGGCGGCUGCUGACGGGCGAGUCGGUCAACACGGACAAGCCCCUCCCCGUGGGGGGGGAGCACGUCGAGCGGGUGCUGGGGGAGGCGAGGAGGGGGCCUUUCCGCUACCGGCUGCCCGAUCCGACGAGCCGCGCCGACAUUGAGUACUACCGGGACCCGGCGCACAGGGGGUAUCUGAGCCACCAGCUCGCGCCGGGGGAGUCGCCGUCUCUGUACUUUAGGGUGCCCGGGGAGCGCAAGGUCAAGAGCGCGGCCAAGGCGGAGAGGAAGGUUGCCGAGGAGACGCUGUGGUGA
Molecule: messenger RNA, 891 nt
Organism: Ustilaginoidea virens
Lineage: Eukaryota; Fungi; Ascomycota; Sordariomycetes; Hypocreales; Clavicipitaceae
Exons: 2
Coding region: 1-891 (296 amino acids)
Biological process (GO): translation
Cellular component (GO): mitochondrial large ribosomal subunit
Molecular function (GO): structural constituent of ribosome
Source: RefSeq, a predicted model, not a curated record